This is a messenger RNA of Marchantia polymorpha subsp. ruderalis, 1082 nucleotides long. Lineage: Eukaryota; Viridiplantae; Streptophyta; Marchantiopsida; Marchantiales; Marchantiaceae. The record is from the annotation of a GenBank genome assembly.
GAGUCUCGUUGUCGACGAUUAGGGUCUUUUGGGAACGAAACUCUCCCUGACGAAACUCGUAAGCCCGCCACGAUGGUGCUCAAGACUGAGAUGUGCCGCUUCAGCGGAGCCAAGAUUUACCCAGGAAGGGGUAUCAGAUUCAUUCGAAGUGACUCGCAGGUGUUUCUCUUCGUGAACUCCAAGUGCAAGCGAUACUUCCACAACAGGUUGAAGCCAUCGAAGCUCUGCUGGACCGCCGUCUACAGGAAGCAGCACAAGAAGGAUUUGACCUCGGAGGCGGUGAAGAAGAGGAGGAAAACCACCAGCAAGCCCUACUCCAGAUCUAUCGUCGGCGCUUCGUUGGAGGUCAUCCAGAAGAAGCGAACGGAGAAGACUGAGGUCCGUGCUGCAGCUCGCGAAGCUGCCCUCCGCGAGAUCAAGGAGAGGAUCAAGAAGACCAAAGAUGACAAGAAGGCGAAGAAGGUCGAGGCCGUGACCAAGACCUCGAAGGGAAGCAACAAGCCCGCAGCCACUAGGGCAGCGGCUCCUAAGGCUAAGUCUACAGGCGCUGGUGGCAAGCGUUGAAGAUCUCAACCGGUUUGAAGAGUUGAAUCUUGCUUAGUUUUGCCAGGACCUGGACCGAUUUCGAUUUCUAGGGAACCUUGAGUAAAUGUCAUACUGUCACCAUAGCUGUAACCAAUUUUUGAACUUUAUAAUUGAUAUGGAAUGUUGAGUCUCACCCGGCUUUUCUAGGACCUGUACGUACUUUGCUUCCUAUCGCCUGAGUGUUUGUCAUACCGUCACAAGAUUUGUAUCCGAGGUAAGUCUACGUCGUUAGAGUUUAGGUUUUGCUGAGUUUUUGCAGAAACCUAACAUUCAUCGAGGAUAGUUGAUGAAUAUGUGCCUUGUAGCCGCCAUCAGAUUCGCUGCACCAAAGUGAUAAAUCGCCCCGUAGAUCAGAGGAUUUUUUUGCCGAGCUUUAUUCGCAGUCACCAGUAACCAGCCUGUGUGAAGCUUGAAUAGAAUAGCUUCACUAGAAGCUUGUGUGUGCAUCUAUGUGGUUAUGGAUAUUAUCUGGAAAAGCUUACUCCUGAUUGGCCUCG